Mycena citricolor is the source of this 1101-nucleotide messenger RNA. The record is from the annotation of a GenBank genome assembly. Lineage: Eukaryota; Fungi; Basidiomycota; Agaricomycetes; Agaricales; Mycenaceae.
AUGGUUUUGGGAAAAGUCCGUUGUGGAUCUAAAGCUCUUGAUCUCUCUCCACCAUAUCCCUUUCCCAAAAGCAGCAUGGAACACGAAGUAGACGCAUGGAUCGAGCAACUCAGUCAAUGCAAGCAGUUAACCGAAGCGGACGUAAAAAAACUAUGCGAUAAGGCGGGUACUUCCACAAGGGAGAUUCUGAUGGAGGAAUCUAACGUUCAGCCUGUACGAUGCCCAGUGACAGUGUGUGGGGAUAUUCACGGCCAAUUCCACGACCUCUCAGAGCUCUUUCGUAUCGGGGGCAACUCGCCAGACACGAACUACCUUUUCAUGGGAGACUAUGUCGACCGUGGCUACUAUUCGGUUGAGACGGUGACAUUGUUGGUGGCACUCAAGUUGCGUUAUCGUGAUCGUGUCACCAUCUUGCGCGGGAACCACGAGUCUCGGCAAAUUACCCAGGUGUACGGGUUCUACGAUGAGUGCCUGCGGAAGUACGGAAACGCCAAUGUUUGGCGAUUCUUCACGGACCUCUUCGAUUUUUUGCCCUUGACGGCCCUCAUUGACAAUCAAAUCUUCUGUCUCCACGGCGGCCUAUCUCCCUCCAUCGACACUCUUGAUCAUGUUCGUACUAUCGAGCGUGUGCAAGAAGUGCCCCACGAAGGCCCCAUGUGUGAUCUCCUGUGGUCAGACCCGGAUGACCGUUGUGGAUGGGGUAUAUCGCCCCGAGGUGCAGGUUAUACUUUCGGACAAGAUAUCUCUGAAGCAUUCAACCAUAAUAACGGUCUUACGCUUGUUGCACGAGCGCAUCAGCUCGUGAUGGAAGGAUAUAGCUGGGGUCAAGAUAGAAACGUUGUUACUAUCUUCAGCGCGCCUAACUACUGUUACCGUUGCGGCAAUCAAGCUGCUAUCAUGGAAAUAGACGAAAAAUUAUCCUACAGCUUCUUACAGUUCGACCCGGCUCCGCGGGCAGGAGAGCCUCUUGUUUCAAGACGCGUUCCGGAUUACUUCCUUUAGUGACCAUGUAUAUUUGCCGACGAUAUUCAAAGACAUCACCAAGCCUGCCCUGUAUCCUGCUGCAUUCGACACGACUGUUUCAUUAUGGACCACCUUCAA